Messenger RNA from Episyrphus balteatus (marmalade hoverfly), 6458 nucleotides. It is a transcript of the gene sima, whose product is annotated as protein similar. Gene Ontology annotation, biological process: regulation of transcription by RNA polymerase II; cellular response to hypoxia. The record is from RefSeq and is a predicted model, not a curated record. NCBI's taxonomy places the organism in Eukaryota, Metazoa, Arthropoda, Insecta, Diptera, Syrphidae. The coding region runs from base 626 to 5371 and encodes 1581 amino acids. The transcript has 11 exons. Gene Ontology annotation, molecular function: DNA-binding transcription factor activity, RNA polymerase II-specific; protein dimerization activity; RNA polymerase II transcription regulatory region sequence-specific DNA binding.
UAAGUCUUGGCAUCUAAUAUUCAAUUGUUCUUCACCAUUCUUUCGACAUAAGUUGAAGCUGUCAAAAAAUAAAAAGAUCGGCUUUUCGUGUUCGAUUUAGCCGACCGACACGGCAACGAUUGCUGACACAUCACGGUUAACAUUCCGUAAAAAAAAAGAAUUGAGCUUUAUCACUGACAACGAGUUACAAGAUAAUGCUGCACAUUGACGUGUCCAGAGUCGGAGUGCUUUAUUUAGUGUUAAAGUGAAAAUGUGCCUCUGUCAUAUUAAUAUUGAUAGAUAUUCAAAAAUUAAGUCACUUUGCGAUAAGUUCGAAAUAGCACGGUGUAAAGAAGUUGAUUUCGAAAAAAAUUGUUUAAAAUAUAAAUACACCAAUACAACUGUAAAAAAAAAUCGGAUUUUCUAGUUAUUCUAUUACCGGCAGCAAUACUUGAUUAAUUGUUGUCACAGUUGUUUGUUGGAGCCUCUUUAGUUUAUAACUUUAAAGGCUUUGAAGUGGAACGGUUGUUGUCUAGACGUGAGUCGGUGUUGUUGGUUGACCUCGUAUUGAUUUCUUUGUUCAAUUUAGUUUACAAGCAAACUAAAGUUUUUGUUAAUUUUGAAAUCGAAAAUUUCCACAAAAGUCAUGUACAACAACGGUAAUGUCUGGGAGUCGUGUCGAUUCGAUCAGGACACCCAAGAAUUGCUAUUCUAUGAAGAUGGGGAUCAGUUUUCGACGUAUGAUCCGAAAAUCGCGAUGCUUUCGAAUUCGAAUCUUUGUGUAAAUGUGCCGGUUGUAGUUAAUCAACAAGUUCCAAGCCCUCAAUUUUUGACAGCUCCUAAAGAGCAUUGUGUGAAUUUUAAUUCACCGUAUAACCAACUGCCAACAGUUCCUUUAGCUUAUACACCACCGCCCCUGCCAAUGCUGCCAAAUCAUCAAUUUAUCUCAUCUCAACCAUCACCAAUAAUACCUCCACCGCGACCACCACCAGUGCAACAGUUUGGUUGUGGUGGAGGUAUGCCUGUUGCACGUCAAGUUAUUACAGCAGCACCCUAUUAUAACAUUGAGUGCAGGGACGCGACUUUUGCACCCUGUCAAAAUGUCCAACCUUGGACUUAUGCUUAUUGCUAUGGAUAUGUUAAUCAACAGCCCUGUCAGUUUACAGAGUUUGUUGAUAUCGAAGAUUUUAUGAGCAAUGAAAAACGUAAAGAAAAGUCUCGUGAUGCGGCCCGUUGCAGACGAUCACGUGAAACAGAAAUAUUCACUGAUUUGGCACAGGUUCUACCAUUGCCCAAGGACAAUGUCGAUCAAUUGGACAAGGCAUCAAUUAUGCGUGUUGCAAUUGCUUAUUUGAAAAUACGCGAUAUGCUUCAUUUAUUUCCCAAAAUUCAAGAUAUUCCCAAAGAAGAAUCUGAAAAAUCAGAAACCUCUAUCAUUUCCAACAAAAUCACCAACAACGAUGAAGAUUAUUCUCAAUCAAGCAACGAUGAAAAAGAACCAAAACCAUUUGAUUUGUGGAAAGCAGCUGAAACACAUAAAAUCUUGUCACAAGCUUUAGAUGGAUUUAUGAUUAUUUUAUCAAAUGAUGGAGAUGUUACUUAUGUUUCGGAAAACAUUAACGAAUAUUUGGGCAUUUCAAAGAUUGAUAUGUUGGGUCAACAAAUCUGGGAAUACGCCCAUCAAUGCGAUCAUGAUGAGCUAAAAGAAGCACUCAAUAUUAAGAAAAGUAUUUUAUCUGAAAAAGUUAAAGAUGAAAAUCUCAUUGAAGAGGGAAUCACUACAGAUCAUCGUGAUUUGUUUAUUAGAUUGAAAUGUACAUUGACAAGUCGCGGACGUAGUGUCAAUAUUAAGAGUGCUUCUUAUAAGGUAAUACACAUUACCGGACAUUUAGUGGUAAAUGCCAAAGGCGAUCGUGUACUCAUCGCAGUCGGCCGUCCCAUUCCACAUCCAUCAAAUAUUGAGAUUCCAUUAGGAAGUACAACAUUUUUAACCAAACAUUCGCUGGACAUGAAGUUCACCUACGUUGAUGACAAAAUGGAUGAUUUAUUCGGGUAUAAACCUGAAGAUUUAUUAGAUAAAUCAUUAUACGAAUGUCAUCAUGGAGGUGAUUCCGAUAGCCUCAUUGGAACUUUUAAAUGCGCACUCAGUAAGGGACAAGGUGAGACAUGUCGUUAUCGUUUCUUGGGAAAAUGUGGUGGUUAUUGUUAUAUUGUGACACAAGCCACAAUUGUCUAUGACAAACAAAAACCACAAAGUGUUGUUUGUGUUAACUAUGUUAUAAGUAAUCUUGAAAACAACAAUGAGAUUUAUUCACUUGCUCAAUUCGAAGCAAGUCAAUUACAACAGCAACAACAACAACAACAACAACAAGUUGAUGAUAAAAUCGACUCAACUGUCACAUCAUCACCUAAACCACAAAUUGUCAUUGAAAAUCAACAACAACAAAAACCAAUUGUUGAAAUAACUACAGAAAACAAACCCAAAUCAAUCAUUAUUCAAAAACAACAACAACAACAAAAAGAUUCAAAUAUAAAUAUUAUCGAUCUUGAAAAAACAGAUCUUGUGCCUAAAUUGUCGUCAAAGAAGACAUGCGUAGACGUCGACGAGAAAAUAUCCACCUCCGCCGCCGAAUUACAAAACAAUUUAAAACGUGAAAAUCCCAAUAACAACACCAACGAUAUCAACAAUCAAUCUCUCAAUAAACCAAUAAUAAUAAAUUCUGAUUCAAUUAAAUUCGUUCCGUCGUCAUUGGUGACACAACCUUCGUCAUCACCAUCAUCUUCUUCUAAUCUUCGUAAUCUUCAACAUCGUCCUGAUUUAUUAUUUGGACGUCAUACUGCUACACCUCCUUUAUCGGUUAUUACUACAAACCCACCGAAAUUUAUCGAAGAAAAACGUCCCAAAUCUGUUACGGCAUCAGUUUUUCGUAUUGCAACUGUCGAAAAGUUGCCUGUUAACGCUUUUGCUAAUUCAUCAUUAUCAUCAAAUACAAUUUGUGGUUCAAUUGCAUUGAAUCAAUCAAAUUAUCCACAAUUGAACGUUGCACCGACUGCUCAAUCGGUAACAGCAUCGGUGUUUACACCAAUUUCGAAAUUACGUGCAUCGUCGCAACAGAAUUUUACACCAACAACACCAACAUCAGGAGCAACAGGUGCAAAUCAACAACAACAACAACAAAACUCAUCUUCAACUGGACAGCGUUCUGUUGAAAUGAAUAAAGGAUUCCAUUUAUCAUUUGCUGACGAUACAACAGGACUUACAAUGCUUAAAGAAGAACCAGAUGAUUUGGCACAUUUGGCACCAACUGGAUUAGAUGAAAAUACACCAUUAUUCAAUGAAAUGCUUGCUGGACUUAUGUCUUAUAGUGGACUCUUGCCAGAUGAUAUUAAUUCAUUGGACUCACAAAACAGUGGCAAUCAGUCGACAAAUAAUAAAGGACACAUUGAUCCAUUUAUUAAUUAUCGUGAAGAAUCAAAUGAUACAAAUUGUUCACAGCAUUUACUAUCGCCAGGUGGUGCCUCAAAGAGUCCAGAAGCCAGCAGCCUACCAUCACUAUGUAGUCCAAAUUCGCUCAGUCAAGAAGAUGACUUCCCAUUCAUGACAAUGAAUGUGGACGAUGAAAUCGAUCUGUCAAUGCGCGCCCCAUAUAUUCCAAUGAACGAACAAGAAGAUUUACCUCUACUCACCGACGAUCUAAUGUGGGGUGUUGGCUUUGCUUCUGAAGAUUUGGCCAUACAUAAAGACGAUGCCAUGCAAUACAAUACAUUAAAACAACAAUUGAAUUUAUCACCAACACAAACAAAUACAUCAACAACAACAACAAAUAACCGAAUUAUGUUGAAUAACCAUCAGAACUGUCAUAACUCAACGAAUCUAUUAUAUUCUUCACCAUCAGCUUCGCCGAUGUCAAUGUCAUCAUCAUCGGCAGCAUCAUCGCCUUCGCCAUGUUCGCCGCAUUCAUCGAUAUCAUCGAUGCACAAUCAAUCAAACUUUGGCGGAGCAAUGUUAUGUAAUAAUGCACGAGGAGGUGGAAGUGGAGGAGGAGGUGGAUGUGGAAGUGGUGGUGGCGGUGAUGGUGGUUGUUCAUCAGGAGCAGGAGGAUGUGGUUCAUCGUUGUGUGUGGAUGACAGUGACAGUGGCAUAAGUAGUAUUAACUCAAUGUCACCACAGCACACACACCAACAACAACAGCAUCAUCGACAGCAACAACAACACCACCACCAUCAUCACCUAAGCCAUCAUCAACAUCAACAACAGCAAACGCAUCAGCAACAACAACAACAACAGCAUCAUUCGCCGAUGUCACUUCGAAAUGAUGGUUUGGGUUUGAUAACGUGUAAAAAAGAAAUCGAUGGAGGCAAUUUGUGUGAAUCAAUUGAUGCCUUCGACAGUGUGUAUACCAAGGAUUCUUCCAAUCUAGAUUGUUGGACGGUACAAGAAUUACUCAACAUUAAUUCAACCGAUUCAAAUAUCGCCAUUGAUAAUAAUUUACAACAACAACAGACGAACAAACAGCAACAACAACAACAACAAAGCAUAAUUAUAAAUACGGCGACAAUGCCAACCACUACCCUGCACGUUCCCCUAAUCACAAUUCAAAAUAAUAAAAAUAUUUCAAUGAACCAUCAACAACAACAACAACAACAGCAACAACAAUUAGAACAACGUUCUACAUCAUCCCCAUUAGGAGGAGCAACGACGAUUGUUGCAACAAAUUCAGCUUCAAAUUGCCACAAUUCAAAUAACACUAGCAGCAAUAAGCAGCAGCAGCAACAAUGCGGCAAUGGCAGUUUAAUUCUUAGCGAGGAAAUUAUCCAAAACAAUAGAAAACUGUCACCGAAAAUACCCACCAGCAAUACGGCUGCUACUAUUCGAAUUACAACCACCAAUGGUGGCAACAUUGGUCGCCAUCAUCAAACGUCACCCAAGACAGCAACCAUUCUUCAUACGACUAAUUUGACAGCAUUGCAGAACAGUGGCAGCACUGGCAACAACCACAAACGUCAUCUAACCACCGGAGGUGCUUCGACAUUGGAAUCGAAACGUUUGAAGAAUUCCUCCACUAGUGCGGAAAUUCAAACGUCACUGCUGCAACAAUUGAUGGCUACAGCGCCCCAACAAAAGCAAAAGGUAGUGGUCAGAGGCGCAGGGGGAUAUGACAAAUCCCAGUCGACGUCACGUUGGAAUAAUGAAAAUGGUGGCUCAAUGUCACAGCAACAACAACAAAUGCUUCGAAAUCAGGACCGUAACCAUCAAUCACUAAAUCAGUCGCUGAAUUCAUCAUCGUCAGCAUCGAAUUCAGUACUGAAGAAUUUACUCAUCAGUGGAUGCGAUGUAAGUGCUGGUUAUUGUAUAGUGCCUGUGCGACCGAAAAAGUUAGCAAAGGCAUGAACCUUAUUAAAUCCAAAUCAAUCGUUCACACCUUUUAUCCCACCCUUAAAACCCUCAUCAUCCCUAUUUUCCCAUGCGUUGUUGUAAAUUAUUUUAUUAUAAUUUUUUUUUUAAUUAAUUAAAUAAAUAUUAUUCAUUUUACAAUGAAAAUUGUAAAAUGGGUAAAAAUCCACGGAUGAUUUAGAGCGACAUUCGCCACCAUUAAUAUAAUUUUUUUUUUUUGGUAACGUUUUCUACCAAAAAAAAAAAAGGUUUUAAUUAUAAAACAAUGGAAGCGAAAAAUUUAAUUUAAGUAAAAAAAUUGUAAAUUUUCUUAAAACAAAUUUUAUUGUUAUUUGUACAGUGCGUAGCAAAACAAAAAAAUAAAUAAGUAAAAAAAAAAUAUUAAUCAUUUUUAAAAACAAUUUUUACAUUUUGUAAAUGGAUCGAUUUUAUUAUUAACUUUUUUGUUAGUUAAAAAAGAAAAGAAAAAAAAAACUAUAUAAAUAUUAUAAAUAAUUUUAAAAAAAAUAUGAAAUAUUAUUAGUAAAUAUUAAUAUUAUCACUUUUAUCUUUGUUGUUAAGUUAGUUUGUAGAGAUAAAUAAAAAAAAUAUUUAAGAAAAGUUUUAAUGCUUUAAUUUUUAGUUUUAUUUUAAUUUUGUAAAUAAUUAACAUAAACACACACAAAAAACACACUAUAUUACCGAGAAAUAUUAGCUAAGUAAAAAUAUUGUUUUAGCUAUUUUUAUGUUAUUUCAUACAUCACUGUUAAAUUAUAUUUAAAUAAAAAAAAAUAAUAAAUAAUUAAAAAAAAAAAAAAUUCAUUGCGACUUUAAUUUUUUUUACUGUGAUAGAUAUUUUCUUUUGUUUUUAAUUUUAUUUUUUAAUAAAAAUAAAAAUAUAAAUUAGAAAAAUUAAGUAAAGUAAACAUAAUUACUCUUACAGAAAAAUAAAAUGUAAUUAAACUCAGAACACGAAACCAAAAGAAAAAAAAAAUAAAGAAAAUUACAUAAAAAUAACUUUAACAAUAAAAAAAAAUAUUCUUAUCUAUGUAUAACGAAAAAUUAAGGAAAUAAAAAUACAAAAUCGAAUAAAAUAUAUAUUUUU